Molecule: messenger RNA, 1031 nt
Organism: Vidua chalybeata
Lineage: Eukaryota; Metazoa; Chordata; Aves; Passeriformes; Viduidae
Gene: MYL2
Product: myosin light chain 2
Exons: 8
Coding region: 383-880 (165 amino acids)
Biological process (GO): heart development; muscle cell fate specification; cardiac muscle contraction
Cellular component (GO): myofibril; cytoplasm
Molecular function (GO): calcium ion binding
Source: RefSeq, a predicted model, not a curated record
CAUCCGUGGGACUGGCAUUCCCAUUCCAGCAUGCCCGUGAAUCCUCCUCCAGACUCAUCCCGGGCAGGGCGAGACGCGGGGGGAGGGAUAAAAUGAACAGGCUGAAGACAGAAGGGAACCACCGAGCAGCCCGGUCCCGGCAGCCACGAGUCCUGCUCCACAAGCGCAGCAGACACGGGAGAGGUUUUGUGGGAUUGCUGCCCGUGGGUUCCUUGGCUCUUUCUGCAGGAAUGCUGAGCCAGAGAGUCCGGGCAGUGUGAGCGCCACCCCUGCAGGAUGUGUCCCCGGGACAGAGCCCGGAAUCGGGAGAGUUAAAUCCGGGGGGAGUGAGGGAGUGCCUCUGGGACACCCCUCACAGUGACAUCGGCAGCUGAGAGAAGCCAUGGCACCCAAGAAAGCCAAGAAGAGGAUUGAAGGUGCUAAUUCCAAUGUCUUCUCCAUGUUUGAGCAGGCCCAGAUCCAGGAAUUCAAAGAGGCAUUCACCAUCAUGGAUCAGAACCGGGACGGCUUCAUCGACAAGGCAGAUCUGAGAGACACCUUUGCUGCCCUUGGGCGCCUGAAUGUGAAGAACGAGGAGAUCGAUGAGAUGAUAAAGGAGGCACCGGGCCCGAUCAACUUCACCGUGUUCCUCACCAUGUUUGGGGAGAAGCUCAAGGGUGCGGACCCGGAGGAGACAAUCCUGAAUGCAUUCAAGGUGUUUGAUCCAGAGGGGAAAGGCCUGAAAUCUGCCUACAUCAAAGAAAUGCUGAUGACGCAGGGGGAGAGGUUUUCCCAGGAAGAGAUCGAUCAGAUGUUCGCUGCCUUCCCUCCGGACAUGUCUGGCAACCUGGACUACAAGAACCUGGUCCAUGUCAUUACUCACGGUGAAGAGAAGGACUAGCCCAGGCUCAGGGCUGGGGCUGCCACUGCAAGCACCUCUCCCUAGGUCACACAGGGGUUCCCUUUCCUCUUCCCCUGGAGAGGCACGUGCCGGGGAAUUUGGCACGGGAAUGGCAUUCACAUUAAACAGCCUUUUGGCAAGAGGAAAUCCA